GGAACACCAAUCCAUGGACGAUCUAGAUCCAUCAGAUGCAACGGAUAUUCUCCAUAUUUAUUGGCAGCAUCGUAAUAUCUGGAAUAUUAUUGUACACAACCCACGAACACUAUAGAGAAAUGUUUGCGGUUGAAUUUCCGCAAGUUGGGGUUAACUGCGCAGCAAGGAUCGAUGAAGUUGAUCCUCCUUUUCCUGCCAUAUUAAUUGAUGCAGAUCUACUCAAUGAGAUUAAAGAUGAUAGGUGUACGGCUAAAAAACAAAAAAUCAGUGUAGCAGUCGACGUGAAGUACUCGAAGUCUGUUAGACAAUCGGAUUACAAUAUGUACAAUAUUAUUUACUACGAAGAUAUAUUUGAGAGGAAUUACCUACGUAUCUUCGACACACCGACUCGGAUAAUUCCAAAAGACGACUUCAUUAGUCAUGGAAACUUUUCAAUACCCGUCGACAUUCAACACUUCUUCGAGUAUUGGAAACGAUCAAAAUUAAUAGGCUGCAUCAAUAUGAAGAUUGAUCGAAAACCGAUGGUUUCAUAUCUUCCCGUAGAGAAAACAGUACAAGCAAUGUCUACACUUGUACGCUUGUUGGUUACAUUCAACAUCUAUCCUUUUUUCAACGGAGGAACACUUUUAGGAUGGUAUCGUGAGUGUGGUAUCAUUCCACACACAAACGAUAUAGAUUUCGCAGCAUUUAUCGAAGAAUAUAAUCCAGACUUUCUUGAACAUCUGCAGAGCGGUAAAUCGAAGUUCAAACUAAAGCGAAGAUUUGGAAAGGUAAACGACUCUUACGAAUUCACACUGCGACCGGCAGAUGGCAGUCGACCUGCAAUUGAUCUCUUCUGGAUGUACAGCACAGAAAAUGAAUCUUGGGUGGGAGGAACUGGGAGAUCUGGCGCAAAAUACAAAUAUACCUAUCCGAGAAUCACUGAUAACGACAUAUGUGCAGGAGAUUUGCUCAAUAACAUCUUCUGGUUGCCAUGUGAUCCUGAAGCUAUUAUUACGACGGAAUAUGGCCCCAAGUGGUACAAAGACCAUCCAACAAAUAAGUUUUCUUGGAGCUCAUCACAUUACAACGUCAAGAAAAAUGGACAAUGGCGUCCGAGUGAGAUGAAACAUGUGUACAAAAUCUACUGAGGUUAUCAGAUGUCAUCUAAUAAUUGCCUGGGUAUUCGUUCUUACGGGUGUUUCACUACUUUUCCGGUAAAUUUUGUGAUAUUAUCAUGUUUCCAUAUGCAUAAAUUUUACGAAGCAA
Molecule: messenger RNA, 1248 nt
Organism: Cylicocyclus nassatus
Lineage: Eukaryota; Metazoa; Nematoda; Chromadorea; Rhabditida; Strongylidae
Source: the annotation of a GenBank genome assembly